AUGGUGCCUCACAUGGUGCCUCUGAAGAGACCGAGACACGAAGUUUUGGUGCCGGAGAAUCUGUCUCUGUUGGGGGUCGAGGCUCCGGAGAAUCUGAGCCAACGGAACGACGAAGACAGUUCAGCCGAGAGUCUGGACAGCGUGUCACAUGCUUGUUCUCCUGAAAUCCCAUUAAAGUACCUCUCCUCCUCAGACGUAGGAUCGCAGUGCAACAAGUCGCCGUCUCCCCGCCCACACAACGACUCCUCGUCCAAUCAGGCGAGCUGGAGCCGUCACCUGAUGCAGCAGACGUUGAUGGACGAAGGGCUGCGAUUGGCCAGGAUGGUGUCACAUGAGCGCGCCGCCAAACUCAGCCUGGGACCAGACGCCAACCACACGACAGCUGAAGGAGACUUCUGUAACAUUACAGAUGUGACCAUAUUCAGUUUGUGGAUGUGUCUGACUCCUGCCUCGCGGUGA
This is a messenger RNA of Knipowitschia caucasica, 459 nucleotides long. The record is from the annotation of a GenBank genome assembly. NCBI's taxonomy places the organism in Eukaryota, Metazoa, Chordata, Actinopteri, Gobiiformes, Gobiidae.